This is a messenger RNA of Vombatus ursinus (common wombat), 1566 nucleotides long. Its product is annotated as regulator of G-protein signaling 6. Gene Ontology annotation, molecular function: GTPase activator activity. Bases 16 to 1566 code for a protein of 516 amino acids. Gene Ontology annotation, biological process: intracellular signal transduction; regulation of G protein-coupled receptor signaling pathway; G protein-coupled receptor signaling pathway. NCBI's taxonomy places the organism in Eukaryota, Metazoa, Chordata, Mammalia, Diprotodontia, Vombatidae. The transcript is spliced from 17 exons. The record is from RefSeq and is a predicted model, not a curated record.
GACAUCAUUACGAAGAUGCAGGAUGACAAGACAGGCGGAGUACCCAUCAGGACAGUAAAGAGUUUUCUGUCCAAAAUCCCCAGUGUUGUCACAGGUACCGACAUUGUGCAAUGGUUUAUGAAGAAUCUCGCCAUUGAGGAUCCAGGUGAAGCAAUACACUUGGGAAGUCUUGUAGCUGCCCAGGGUUACAUCUUCCCCAUAUCGGACCAUGUCCUUACCCUGAAGGAUGAUGGCACUUUUUAUCGAUUCCAAGCUCCAUACUUCUGGCCCUCCAACUGCUGGGAACCUGAAAACACUGACUAUGCCAUUUAUCUGUGUAAGAGGACAAUGCAGAAUAAAGCAAGAUUGGAAUUGGCAGAUUAUGAAGCUGAAAACCUAGCAAGACUCCAGAGGGCCUUUGCAAGGAAGUGGGAAUUCAUCUUUAUGCAAGCAGAAGCCCAAGUGAAGAUUGAUCGGAAAAAAGAUAAAACAGAAAGAAAAAUUUUGGAUAGUCAAGAAAGAGCCUUCUGGGAUGUUCACAGGCCAGUGCCAGGUUGUGUGAAUACAACAGAAAUGGAUAUCAGAAAAUGUCGUAGGAUGAAGAAUCCUCAGAAGGUCAAAAAGUCAGUGUAUGGAGUGACAGAAGAGUCUCAGUCCCAGAGCCCUGUGCAUAUACCUGCCCAGCCAAUCAGGAAAACUACAAAAGAGGACAUCCGAAAACAGAUAGCAUUUCUGACUACACAGAUAGACAGACAUCGUUUAAAGAUGUCCAAAGUAGCUGAAAGCUUAAUAGCUUACACGGAACAGUACGUGGAAUAUGAUCCUUUGAUAACUGCAGCAGAGCCUUCUAAUCCAUGGAUCAGUGAUGACAUCACUUUAUGGGACAUAGAGAUGAGCAAAGAGCCUAGCCAACAACGUGUAAAGAGAUGGGGAUUCUCCAUUGACGAGGUACUAAAGGACCAAGUGGGGCGAGACCAGUUCCUUCGUUUUCUGGAGUCGGAAUUCAGUUCAGAAAACCUCAGGUUUUGGUUGGCUGUCCAAGAUCUCAAGAAACAACCUUUACAGGACGUGGCAACUCGGGUGGAAGAAAUUUGGCAAGAGUUUCUGGCUCCUGGAGCCCAAAGUGCAAUCAACCUGGAUUCUCACAGCUAUGAGAAAACAAGUCAAAAUGUCAAAGACCCAGGGCGAUACACAUACGAGGAUGCACAGGAGCACAUUUAUAAGCUGAUGAAGAGUGACAGCUACACCCGGUUCCUUCGGUCUAAUGCUUACCAGGACUUACUACAGGCAAAGAAGAAGCCAGAAAAUGAGCAAGGUCGUAGAACUUCCUUAGAAAAGUUCACUCGCAGUGUGUGCUGCUGGCGCAGAAUAAGACUGGCUACCGCGUUUCACCCCAGAGGUGGCUACCUUCCAGCAGCGGGGAAAGUCACUGGUGGGCAAGCGUCUCACGGGCCUGAUGCAGUCCUCCUGACAGUUCCGCCAGCUGAGACGGGAGCCGCUGACCACGUGGGCGGGCGGCGCCGCUCCACUUCGGCAGAGAGACUAACCUUAAGGGGCGAUCUGGUUACUGUGAAAGAAAAAGAGUGA